Molecule: messenger RNA, 1934 nt
Organism: Rhododendron vialii
Lineage: Eukaryota; Viridiplantae; Streptophyta; Magnoliopsida; Ericales; Ericaceae
Product: hydroxymethylglutaryl-CoA synthase
Exons: 12
Coding region: 266-1660 (464 amino acids)
Biological process (GO): acetyl-CoA metabolic process
Molecular function (GO): hydroxymethylglutaryl-CoA synthase activity
Source: RefSeq, a predicted model, not a curated record
UUUAGAAGAAGCUCCUUCUGAAUUCUUCACAUCUGCAUAUUUUCCUGAGGGUGGACCUUUGCUGGCGCCUCUCCCUCCUAUAUAUGCCUCACCGUAACGAGAGGAGCCUCCACACCUCUCCCUCUGCGAUUCUGCAGGAUUCCCUCACUUUCUCUUUCUAUAUUCUCUCUCUCUCUCCACGGAGAACCUAGCAAGGGGAAAACCAAUCUCCUUUUCGAUCUGUUUUGUUUCAGGAGAAUUCAGAGCUAAGUAAAACAACAGAGAAAUGGCUUCGCAUCCGAAAAAUGUUGGAAUUCUCGCCAUAGAAAUCUACUUCCCUCCCACAUGUAUCCAGCAGGAAACUUUGGAGGCCCAUGAUGGGGUGAGCAAAGGGAAAUACACGAUUGGGCUAGGUCAAGAUUGUAUGGCGUUUUGUACGGAGGUGGAAGAUGUCAUCUCGAUGAGUUUGACAGCUGUCAGUUCCCUCCUUGAGAAGUAUGGAAUUGAUGCGAAGCAAAUUGGACGCCUUGAAGUGGGCAGUGAGACUGUCAUAGACAAGAGCAAGUCCAUUAAGACCUUCCUAAUGCCAAUCUUUGAGGAGUGUGGAAAUACUGACAUUGAAGGUGUUGACUCAACCAACGCUUGCUAUGGUGGAACUGCUGCUUUAUUCAACUGUGUCAAUUGGGUGGAAAGUAGUUCAUGGGAUGGACGCUAUGGACUUGUGGUGUGUACAGACAGUGCGGUCUAUGCAGAGGGACCAGCUCGACCUACUGGUGGUGCAGCAGCUAUUGCUAUGCUUAUAGGGCCUGAUGCACCGAUAGCAUUUGAAAGCAAAUUGAGGGGAAGCCAUAUGUCUCAUGCUUAUGAUUUUUACAAACCUAACCUUGCAAGUGAAUACCCGGUUGUUGAUGGAAAGCUCUCACAGACUUGCUAUCUCAUGGCACUUGAUUCUUGCUACAAAAGUUUCUGCAAAAAGUACGAGAAAUUGGAGGGCAAACAAUUUUCAGCUGAUGAUGCUGACUAUUUUGUGUUUCAUUCUCCAUAUAACAAGCUUGUUCAGAAGAGCUUUGCGCGGUUGGUGUUCAGUGAUUACUUGAGGAAUGCAAGCUCUGUUGAUGAGGCUGCUAAAGAAAAGCUAGCUCCAUUUUCAUCUCUAACUGACGAUGAAAGCUACGCAAGCCGUGAUCUUGAGAAGGCAUCCCAGCAAGUUGCAAAGCCACUAUAUGAUGCAAAGGUUCAACCAGCCACAUUGGUACCAAAACAAGUCGGCAACAUGUACACUGCGUCUCUGUAUGCCGCAUUCGUGUCUCUUAUUCACAACAAGCACAGCUCAUUGGUGGGGCAACGAGUAGUAAUGUUCUCAUAUGGCAGUGGUUUAACCGCGACCAUGUUUUCCUUCAAAAUCCGUGAGGGUCAACAUCCUUUUAGCUUGUCAAACAUCGCAACUGUGAUGAACGUUGGUGGGAAAUUGAAGUCAAGGCAUGAGUUCCCUCCAGAAAAAUUUGUCGAAACCAUGAAGGUGAUGGAGCAUAGGUAUGGGGCCAAGGACUUUGUGACCACUAAGGACUGCAGCCUUCUAUCUCCGGGCACCUACUAUCUCACUGAAGUUGACUCCAUGUACCGAAGAUUCUACACCAGAAAGGCUGUGUCUGAUAAUGUGUCAGUGGCGAAUGGUCACUGAGAAUAGGCUGAGAUGUAAUGCAAGAAGUUAGCUCAACUAUCUCUUUAGACGAUGUAAUCGCCAUGUAGAAGAAUAACUCUGCUUCCGUGGGUAUGUUUCAAGGAGCAACUAGUUUGUUGGCUUAGUGUUGUCAGUUUACAUGUAAUCGAUUUCAUUUGUCCGCCAAGUGUUUUAAGCACUCAUAUGUGUCCCCGUUAAGCAAUUUGGAUGGUGAUUGUUGUAAUAUCUUCAAUCUUUUCUACGUUUAAAUGGAAAAUUCCGCCAUGCAUAUCAA